AUGGCAAGGGCACACCGUGGAGAUGCUACUCUGCCAAGCAUCUUGGUCAGCUUCGUCCUCCUGCAACUCCUGGCUUCUGGAAACGGAAAAUCAGAUUUCCGAGUCCUUGGACCUCCUGACCCACUUCUGGCCAUAGUUGGGGAAGACAAAGAGUUGCCCUGCAAACUGUCACUCAAUAUCAGCGCUGAGGGCAUGGAGCUGAGGUGGUACAGGGACAAGCCCUCAUCAGCUGUGCAUGUGUAUAAGAACGGGGAGGAUGUGUAUGACGAGCAGAUGACGGAAUAUAAGGGAAGGACCUCGUUCAACAGCAGCUAUGUGGCCAUGGGAGAGGCUGCUGUGAAGAUACACAAUGUCACUGUGUUUGAUAAUGGGACUUAUCACUGUGUCUUCAAGGAACACACAUCCCACAGCCAGGCCACCCUGUGGCUGAAGGUGGCAGGGCGGGGCUCAUCCCCCAGAAUCCAUGUGACUGACACCCAGGACAAAGACAUCCGGGCCGAGUGCACCUCAGCAGGCUGGUACCCAGAGCCCAAGGUGGAGUGGCUGGACCUCAAAGGAAAACCGGUGCCUGCUGAGACUCGCUUCUCAGUUACUGCCAGCACUGGCCUUGUGGCUGUGCUAUCCAUUGUGACUCCGCAGGACAGGGCUGUGGGGGGCCUGACUUGCUCUAUCUCCAACCCCCUCCUCCCUGAGAAGGUGACUGAGACUUACCUGCUUGCCUCUCUGUCCAGAAGGCCUCAGUCCACAGAAAGCGGACCGGCUCUGCCUUUGAUCCUCACAGCACUAGGGCUGGUCUCAGCAGCAAUAGCCUGUGCCUUUGGGAAGUGUCACAAAGAACAUAAAAAAAGUCAAGAAGAAGAGGAUCCAGGAACCCGUGAUGGGACUGAGCUCUUCCAUGUGAGUCUGUCCCUGGACCCUGAAACUGCCAGUCCCAAACUCAUGGUGUCAGAGGAUCAGAAAAGUGUGAAGCGGCUGCUAUUUGACCAGGAUGUGUCCCCCAGUUCCAGGAGAUUUGACCAGGACCCCUGCAUCCUGGCUCAAGAGCGAUUUGAGGCAGGGAGACAUUACUGGGAAGUAGAGGUUGGGGACAGGAGGGCCUGGAUUCUGGGUGUGUGUCUGGAGAGUUUGGUGCGGGAAGGAAGGAUCCCCAAGUCACCCCAGCAUGGCCUCUGGGCACUAGAGUUUUACAAGAAGAAACUCCAAGCCCUCUCCUACCCCAGGACUUGCCUGUCUCCUCCAGAGCCCCUUCGGCGGGUGGGCAUCUUUUUAGACUUUGAGGCAGGAGAAAUCUCCUUUCAUAAUGCAACCAAUAACUCCCUGAUCUACGUGUUCUCUGGAUUCUCCUUUUCUGGUCCCCUACAGCCAUUCUUCUGUCUCUGGACCCAUGACCCCAGGCCUCUAACCAUCUGCUCAGUGGUCAGAGAGACUGAAGAAGAGACAGAAUCCUCUGGAGGUCCUAACCUCCCUGGGGACUCCUGA
This is a messenger RNA of Grammomys surdaster, 1479 nucleotides long. RefSeq names its product butyrophilin-like protein 10. The transcript has 5 exons. Gene Ontology annotation, molecular function: signaling receptor binding. Gene Ontology annotation, cellular component: external side of plasma membrane. The coding region runs from base 1 to 1479 and encodes 492 amino acids. NCBI's taxonomy places the organism in Eukaryota, Metazoa, Chordata, Mammalia, Rodentia, Muridae. Gene Ontology annotation, biological process: T cell receptor signaling pathway; regulation of cytokine production. The record is from RefSeq and is a predicted model, not a curated record.